UCACGCCUGCCCAACAGCGUAGCGAAACUGGUUUGCAAAUGCCGUCACACACAUACACACACACACACACACACACUCACUCGAGACCCGUUUGACUAGCCACCCUGUGUAUCUGUAUGCGUGCGUGUACGCUGGCUCGCAACGCCAAGCGGCCUCAGACUCAGCUGCUGGCCAGUCAGUCUCUCAUUCGUCUCUCGUAUUCGCUGUCGUCAGCACACGCGCACGCAACGAGCAACGGAUUCGAGAGUUUCGCGUACGAGUUUUCGCCCUCACCUCGCCCAGCGUACUACACGCACGCACGCACGCACACACAUACACAGAAACACACGCACACACGUCGUCGGUUAUUCGCUUCGGUGACGGCGCUCGUUAACGCUGGGAACAGGUUUCGCCGCUGUCCGCUCGCUCGACGGCGAAACAGAAAGGUGCUCAAUUCCGCGUUGUGUGGAGGUAUUUUUCGACGUCUCACGCAACGCGCUGAUUUUUUGCCCAAAUAGCAAAAAAAUACAACAAAUUUACUACAGAAGAAAAAAAAAACAAAAAACAAAAAACAGUAAACUCACAAAAUUAUCAAAGCAUAUUUCGCGACGCGUUUCAACAAAUAAAUUUCAAGUGUUUUUGCGUUCAAAUAUUUGAACAAAAAAAAAAAGCUAAACCAAAUAGCAAAAGCUGUUUCAAAAGGCAAAAGAAAUAAUCAAAUAUAUAUAGGUAUAUCUCUAUAUAUAAAUACAUCUAUAUGUGUCAAUUGCCACAAAUUGGCAAUUCCGAACAAAUUUACCUACAAAAAUCAAAAGAUAACAACAAAUUCCAAAAUCCAACAAGUGCAACAUGGUUUCCAAUAAAAAUGUUCAAAUCAUAGCCAAUAAAUAACUGCUUAAUAAAAAUAAGAAUAUCAAAAUCAUCUAACUUACUUAGAAAAGUAACUGUGCAUAGACUACAAAAGUAACUCGAAAGCCGUUGAAGUGACAUUUUUUGACAAAACGUAUCUUUAAGAUACAAAACGUGCAUUUACGGAUUUAACAACUGGGCGUGCAGUAACUGCAGCAACAACAAGAAAAACUGCAAUUGGAUAUAUAGCAUCUACAGGUGCUUAGAAACUAUCUCAAUUGCUGCUGUAAAUUAUUCAAAGCUGCCAGAAGAGUAUCUUUACUAUUGAGUUGCAAAGUAUCUGCAAGCCGCAAGGCGUUUCUUCAGCUGCAAUAGACGCAUCUAUGAUUUGCAAAGUAUCUAGAAGUUAGAGCACGUAUCUACAGCUGCAAUAGACACAGGCAAAAGUAUCUACAGGCAUCCACAACUUCAUGCAUUGCCCUCGCUGGCAAUCCAGAGCUUAAAACCCAUUGCCAGUUACAGCAGCAACAGUUGCCAGCAGCCCGACAGCAACAUGCUGACCAUGGAGGCGGACAUGAAAUGCGGCAUACUGCCCGGCCAAAUGCCGCCGCUGCAUGGCCAUGCCCAUGCGGCAGCAGCCACGUCGUAUUCGGCGCUGGCGCCGCUCAUGAAUCUCGGCCCGUCGCAUCUGACGCACUCACAUCUGAGCCAGCACAAUCAUCACCAUCAUCACCAUCACAUGAGCGCACACAUUGCGGCCAGCCAGAGUCCCAAUCCGCUCAGCUCGCUGCAGUCGAGCAUUGCCAACACGCUGAACGGCGCGACACAGCAGCAGCAGCAACAGCAGCAACAGCAGCAGCAGCAGCAGCAGAGCUCGCCGCUGCACAGCUCCAGCGAGCUGAGUCCCACACAGAGCAGCAUUGGCAGCCAUCACAUGACCUCCCCAGUUAGCCAUCAUCAACAGCAGCAGCAGCAGCAGCAGCACUCGCAGCCGCAUCCGCAGCAGCAGCAGCAGCAUCCGACGCUGAUGGGCGCCGGCAGCGCCCUGAGCAGCAUGACCAAUGCCGGCAACAAUAAUAAUAACAACAACAACAACAGCGCCACGGCCAACAAGAAUCAACAGCACGCGGAUCGCGUGAAACGGCCGAUGAAUGCAUUUAUGGUCUGGUCACGUGGCCAGCGCCGCAAAAUGGCAUCCGACAAUCCGAAAAUGCAUAAUUCGGAGAUCUCGAAGCGCUUGGGCGCCCAGUGGAAGGAUCUGUCCGAGGCGGAGAAGCGACCCUUCAUCGAUGAGGCGAAACGUUUGCGGGCGGUGCACAUGAAGGAGCAUCCGGAUUACAAGUAUCGGCCGCGUCGCAAGACCAAAACGCUGACCAAAACCAAGGAGAAGUAUCCAAUGGGCGGCCUAAUGCCCGGCCAGCAACCGGGUCCCGAGCCGGGCACACCCACCCGCGUCUCGCAGGGCAUGUCCCAGAGCCAAGCGCUGAACGGAUCGGGCGGUGCGUCCGCAGCGGCUGCCGCUGCUGCUGCCGCUGCCGCUGCAGCGCAGCAGGUGCGUCCGAACAUCCAUCAGAUGAGCGUGCCGAACGGCUAUAUGCCCAACGGCUAUAUGCAUCCCGAUCCCGCCGGCUAUCAGACGCACUACAUGAACUACGCGCCGCGCUACGAGAUGAGCCACAUGUACAAUGGGUAUGGGAUGUACGACACGGUCGCCGGCGGCCAGACCUCACCCUACGGCAGCAGCCUGCAGCAGCCGGGCUCGCCGUCGCCGUACGGCUCCGGACUGCAGCAGCAGCCGACGGGCGCGGUGACGGGCACCGGUUCGCCGGCGCCGUAUGGCGCACAAGUAUCCUGCCAGAGUCACAGUCCCAGCGAUUCGAGCAUUAAAUCGGAGCCCGUCUCGCCCAGUCCCAGUGCAAUUGCGCUCAAUAAUAACAACAACAAUAACAACAAUCACAUCAUGAAACGCGAGUACGUGUCGGCGGCAGCAGCAGCUGGCGCUGGCGCCGAUCUCAACAAUCUGAUGAACAUGUAUCAUCUGCACGACGGACUCUCCGGUGCGCCGGAGCAGCAGCGGCAUCUGAUGCACUAUCAGACGGGCUCGCCGGAGCUGCAGCAGCAACAGCAGCAGCAGCCACUGCAGCAUGUAAUGCAUCACCAACAGCAGCAGCAGCAGCAGCAGCAGCAACAUCAGCAACAGCAGCAGCAACAGCAGCAGCAGCAACAACAUCAGCUGCAUCAGCAAUCGCUGCGCGCAAUGGCGCCGCUGGCACAUAUGUGAGAAAUGGCCAGCGCCUAUGGAGCCGUGGCCGCGUCUGCAACUGUGUCGCCGCCGCCAACAGCUGCUGGCGCUUAUAUGCCAGCAGCAGCAGCAGCUGCAGCGGCGGCAGCAGCACAGCAGCAGCAGCAGCAACAGUUGCUGAACGGCCGGCCUAGUCCGACUGCAUCUGGUUCGGGUUCGUCGGGCGGUCGCUCCUCGGCGCAUUCUAGUGGUCACACUGCCACCGCGCAUUCACCCGCCUUGGCGGCGGCUGCUGUUGCCGCUGCCGCCUAUCAGCUGUCCGCAACGUCAGCGGCGGCAGCAGCAGCAGCGGCCUCCUCCUCCUCUGCGUCCGCCACGGCCGCUGCCUCUAGCUGCCAAGCGGCCAGUGCGUUUGUGGCCUCGGCCAGCAUGCUGGACAUGCAACAACAACUGGAGGAGCAACAGCAGCAGCAGCAGCAGCAACAACACCACCAGCACUACCUGCAACAUCAGCAACAUCUGCAACUCCAGCAUCAGCAGCAGCAGCAGCAACUGCAACACCAUCAACAUCAGCAGCAGCAGCAGCAGCAACAGCAUCAGCUGUAUCAUUAUCAUGCCACGCAUUCGCAGCAGCUGCACGCGCACGAGGCAAGCGCUGGUUUGUUGGAUAUAUCCACAUUGUAAAUUAUUGAAUAUAUAUAUAUAAAUUACUCUACACACAAACACACACUCACACACACACACACACAUUUAGCGUUAAUUGCAAGCGUAACAUAAACAAUUUUUAGCUUUAGUUUUAACAAGAUAAUUCAUUUUAGCACUUGUAAUUACAAAAUGAAUUCAAUUGAUAAAUAAAUACAAUUAUUAAACCUAUAAAUAAAAGCAUUUUACAAUUAAGCAUACGCACUGUUGUACCAUAUGAAGCGAACAUCUUUCCACAAACACACACACACACACACACACACACACACACAUAUACACCUCCACAUUCCAAAACUUGCAUUCCACAACAUUUUGGUAAAGAAUAAAAAACCUAAACGACAAUUGUGUGAUACAAAGAAA
This is a messenger RNA of Drosophila virilis, 4132 nucleotides long. It is a transcript of the gene SoxN, whose product is annotated as SRY-box transcription factor soxNeuro. NCBI's taxonomy places the organism in Eukaryota, Metazoa, Arthropoda, Insecta, Diptera, Drosophilidae. The record is from RefSeq and is a predicted model, not a curated record. Gene Ontology annotation, biological process: anatomical structure morphogenesis; positive regulation of transcription by RNA polymerase II; cell differentiation. Gene Ontology annotation, molecular function: RNA polymerase II cis-regulatory region sequence-specific DNA binding; DNA-binding transcription factor activity, RNA polymerase II-specific.